Molecule: messenger RNA, 1182 nt
Organism: Electrophorus electricus (electric eel)
Lineage: Eukaryota; Metazoa; Chordata; Actinopteri; Gymnotiformes; Gymnotidae
Product: ubiquitin-conjugating enzyme E2 A-like
Source: RefSeq, a predicted model, not a curated record
AGAUUCUAAACAUUGGUUGGUGUCCGCUGGCCGAAGGAGUGAAUUUAUAAAGAGGGGUUGUUUUUUUUUCUUUUUCUUUUUUUUUCUUUCUUUUUUUUAAAAAUAUCAUUUAUUUUAUAGUAAACGUUUAAUAAAUAAUCAUACCGUUGAUAAAUUAUAGUGAUGUCUACUCCGGCACGAAGAAGGCUCAUGAGGGAUUUUAAAAGACUUCAAGAGGAUCCUCCGGCCGGUGUCAGUGGUGCCCCAUCAGAGAACAACAUCAUGGUCUGGAACGCAGUAAUAUUCGGACCAGAAGGGACUCCCUUUGAAGAUGGUACCUUUAAGUUGACUGUAGAAUUUACAGAAGAAUACCCCAAUAAACCACCCACAGUUAGAUUUAUUUCAAAAAUGUUUCAUCCAAAUGUAUACGCAGAUGGAAGUAUAUGUCUUGAUAUUCUUCAAAAUCGCUGGAGUCCGACAUACGAUGUUUCAUCCAUUCUCACCUCCAUCCAGUCUUUGCUUGACGAACCAAACCCCAACAGUCCGGCCAAUAGCCAAGCGGCACAGCUCUAUCAGGAGAACAAGCGGGAGUAUGAGAAGCGUGUGUCUGCCAUCGUUGAGCAGAGCUGGCGGGACAGUCGACCCCUCACUGAAGAAUGUAGAACUUUGUGUGAUUCUAGUUUAACUGAGUGAAUUGUGAAGCAUCUUUUUCAUUAUGUCAUCUCCUCUUCUUUUCUUUCCAACUUUGACUCUGUCUACCCCUCACCCCUGGUACUCUGCUAAUAUGCACUUUAUUCUCCUUCCUUAUCCACCCUGCCCCCACUCCACUUUACUCAGCAAUGUCUUGUUUUGCCUUGACCACCUGGCCACUCUGUUCAUGAAAUAACCAAAUAGGAUGGGUGGCCUGUUGCUAUGGAAACCUUGACUAAACUAUGAUACAUACAAAGGCCUUUACUAAAAAAACGACAGAAGUGGAGUAAAACUCCUUUGCACUGACAGUGUGCAAGCUUGACACUGAAGCAUUUUUCUGUGCCUGAUUUGGAAGUGACAUAUGAUCGUACACACCUUCUUUUGCUGUACUGUGUACUCUUAUAUGCCUGGAAGUGUGAUUUUUAUAAUCCUUGACGUGUGGUCUGUUUGCUGGUCAUGUACCAUAUUGUAACAAUAUAACUAAGUUCCCAUUAAAUAUCUGUGUAGAUUCAA